AUGGAAAUGCAGGAUCUAGCCAGCCCGCAUAGCCGACUAAGUGGUAGUAGUGAAUCCCCCAAUGGUCCAAAACUUGAUAACGCUCAUAUAAAUAGUAAUUCCAUGACACCCAAUGGCACAGAAGGUGACAUGACUCUGCUCAACACUGCAGACUGGUUGCUAAGUACUAGUACACAGACCACUGCAGGUUUGUCUUUGAAAGCCAUUAAAACAGAACCAAUGAGCAGCAGUGAGAUUGCUACGACUACAGCAGACGAGUCUUUAGACAAUUUCUCAGGAUCAGCAAUUGGAAGCAGUGGCUUCAGCCCAAGACAAACUCAUCAGUUCUCCCCACCACAGAUUUAUCCUUCCAAACCAUACCCACAUAUUCUUCCUACCCCUUCCUCACAAACUAUGGCCGCAUAUGGGCAGACGCAGUUUACGACAGGAAUGCAGCAAGCUACAGCUUAUGCUACAUACCCACAGCCAGGCCAGCCCUAUGGAAUCCCUUCAUAUGAUUUGCUAUCACUAACUGAUUUAGGUGCAUUGUGGGCAGGCAUCAAGACAGAAGGUGGAUUGUCACAAUCACAGUCACCUGGACAGACAGGAUUUCUAAGCUAUGGGACAAGCUUUAGCACGCCUCAGCCAGGACAGGCACCAUAUAGCUACCAAAUGCAAGGGAGCAGCUUUACAACAUCAUCAGGAUUAUAUGCAGGAAAUAAUUCACUCACAAACUCUACUGGAUUUAAUAGUUCACAGCAGGAAUAUCCAUCUUAUCCUAGUUUUGGCCAGGGUCAAUAUGCACAGUAUUAUAAUAGUUCACCGUACCCGUCACAUUAUAUGACAAGCAGCAACACCAGCCCAACACCACCUUCCACAAAUGCAACAUACCAGCUUCAAGAACCACCAUCUGGCGUCACCAGUCAAGCAGUUACAGAUCCUGCAGCAGCAGAAUACAGUACAAUCCACAGUCCAUCAACGCCCAUUAAAGAUUCUGAUUCAGAUAGAUUGCGUCGCAGUUCCGAUGGAAAGUCACGUGGGCGAGGCAGAAGAAACAAUAACCCUUCACCACUACCUGACUCUGACCUGGAGAGAGUAUUCAUUUGGGAUUUGGAUGAGACAAUCAUCGUUUUUCAUUCCUUGCUUACAGGGUCCUAUGCUAACAGAUAUGGGAGGGAUCCACCUACUUCAGUUUCACUUGGACUACGGAUGGAGGAGAUGAUAUUCAAUUUGGCAGACACACAUCUGUUCUUUAAUGAUUUAGAAGAAUGCGACCAGGUUCAUAUAGAUGAUGUGUCUUCAGAUGACAACGGCCAAGACUUAAGCACCUAUAACUUCGGAACAGACGGCUUUCCUGCAGCAGCCACCAGCGCUAAUUUAUGCUUAGCAACGGGUGUGCGUGGAGGAGUGGACUGGAUGAGAAAAUUGGCCUUCCGUUACAGACGCGUAAAAGAAAUCUACAACACCUACAAAAAUAACGUUGGAGGUCUUCUUGGUCCCGCAAAGAGAGAAGCUUGGUUGCAACUUAGAGCAGAAAUUGAAGCUCUUACAGAUUCUUGGUUAACACUUGCACUGAAAGCACUCACACUUAUUCAUUCUAGGACAAACUGUGUGAAUAUUCUAGUAACAACUACUCAGCUUAUUCCCGCUCUGGCAAAAGUCUUGUUGUAUGGAUUAGGGGUUGUAUUUCCAAUAGAAAAUAUUUACAGUGCAACUAAAAUAGGAAAAGAAAGUUGUUUUGAGCGAAUAAUUCAAAGAUUUGGAAGAAAAGUAGUGUAUGUUGUUAUAGGUGAUGGCGUGGAAGAAGAACAAGGAGCAAAAAAGCAUGCCAUGCCAUUUUGGAGGAUCUCAAGCCACUCUGACCUUAUGGCCCUUCAUCAUGCCUUGGAACUGGAAUACUUGUAG
Messenger RNA from Emys orbicularis (European pond turtle), 1884 nucleotides. RefSeq names its product EYA transcriptional coactivator and phosphatase 1 (gene EYA1). The transcript has 18 exons. The record is from RefSeq and is a predicted model, not a curated record. Bases 1 to 1884 code for a protein of 627 amino acids. Gene Ontology annotation, biological process: multicellular organism development; positive regulation of DNA repair; negative regulation of extrinsic apoptotic signaling pathway in absence of ligand. Gene Ontology annotation, cellular component: nucleus. Gene Ontology annotation, molecular function: protein tyrosine phosphatase activity. Lineage: Eukaryota; Metazoa; Chordata; Testudines; Emydidae.